Molecule: messenger RNA, 2037 nt
Organism: Micropterus dolomieu (smallmouth bass)
Lineage: Eukaryota; Metazoa; Chordata; Actinopteri; Centrarchiformes; Centrarchidae
Gene: rspo1
Product: R-spondin 1
Exons: 5
Coding region: 309-1181 (290 amino acids)
Source: RefSeq, a predicted model, not a curated record
UUCUACUACCAGCUGAUGGCUUGUUGUGCCUCGGGCUUGUUUGGACUUGCAACCGCAGCAUCACCCUCCACUACACAGACUUGCAGACGCAGCAGCCUCUAGAGUGAAAGAUAUCGAGAGACAGAGGGGGGGAAAGGAGACACAGACAGAGAAAGAGAGCAGUGUCACAGGAGAGAGGAGGGAUCGUCCGUCCCAGCAGCAGAGGGAUCCACCUGUCCCGCAGAGGAAGCCCCCCCCCCCCCUCCCCCCCACCUGAUCCAUCUGGUCGCAGGGGGGGACCCUGCGUGGCCGGGAAGGCAACAGGGACUAUGCGUCAGGGACUGGUGGUACUGGCAAUGGUCUUCCUCAGCUCCAUGGGUCACAGCGAUUCUCUCAAGCUCCACAAGGCAAGAAGGCAGAGACGGGUUAGUACUGAGGGGCCACCAUCUUGCCCCAAAGGCUGUGAAAGAUGCUCUGAGUAUAAUGGCUGCAUUAAAUGCAAGCCCAAGCUCUUCAUCUUCUUGGAGCGCAAUGACAUCCGUCAGAUAGGCGUCUGCCUCGCCUCCUGCCCCAUGGGAUACUUUGGCAUGAGGAACCCAGAAGGCAACAACAGAUGCACCCAAUGUAAAAUAGACAACUGUGAAGCGUGUUUUAAUCGCAAUUUUUGCACAAAAUGUAAGGAGGGCAUGUAUUCACACAGUGGACGAUGUUAUGUCAGCUGCCCUCCAGACCAGCACACCGCCAAUGAGACCAUGGAGUGUAUCGGUCAGCGUACUGCAGAAUGCGAACUUGGCGAGUGGAGCCAAUGGGGUUCCUGUAUGAAGAAGAACAAAACAUGUGGAUUUAAGAAAGGCUCACAGUCUCGGUUUCGCGGGCCCCUUCCACAGGUCCACAGCUCAGACACCUCCCAGGCCUUUGCACCCCCACAGACCUGUGCUCCACAGACAGAGAGAAGGAAGUGUGUUGUGACCAAGGCGCCCUGUGUGAGAGAGAGGAAGACUAAGGGAGACCGACAAGAUGAUCCUAACAGGAGGGACAGUGCACACGGGCGAGGACGAGACGGCAAAGAUGGCAGUAGAGGUGGAGGUGGAGGUGGAGGUGGAGGAGGAGGAGGUGGAGGAGGAGGUGGAGAAGGGAAGAGGAGAAAAAGUCAGAGCAGGACCACCACUGUUUCCAGCAUCACAACCAGCUCUGUCUCCUAAACUCCAUCAUCUGCUGGAUGGGGCUGAGAGAAAAACAGACAUGCCUCACCCAGCAGCAUCUGCCAUAGGCAAAUAUCAAAGUGAUGAAGGAAUGGAUAAAUGCUGCUAUGCAUUGUUGAAGAUGCAAAGAGAACUGGAGGAUUGCUGCAACGCAAAAGGCUCCUCCGAGCUUUUUGAAUAGAUGAACAUAUCUGGAAGAUACUGGUGUCUUAGUGAUACUCAGAAAGACUUGUUGAUUUUCAUUCCACUGUGAGGGAUCACUGUUGGACUGCAAAGCCACAUUGAAGAUUGUGCUUCGACACAGUUCGUGUAAUGAACCGACCUAUGUCAUUUCUUGAACUAAGAACAGAUUCCUGUUUCAAAUGCAGCAUUAAAGCUGGAUGUCUGAUAAUGAAUGAAGGCUCUCUUCAGUCUCCUCUGGUCUAUGAUGUAUUUUGUUCCAGUGCGAUUGAAAUCACAAUCUGUUCUUCAUUUGUUUUCAUGUUUGUGAGAGGUGGCAGAUGGAUUUUCUCAACAGCCGCUGUAUGUUAUGUAAAGACAAUGAAUAGUAUUAAGUCUUUGUACCUUUAUAUCAUAUUGUGAGAUGAAACAAAGAGAAAGGCACUGGAAAUCAUUUGUGGUUGUUGAGGAAAGAAGGUCUUCGAUAUAUUAUUUUGACGAGGGGAUCUAUUACAAAACAAGCCUAAGAGAAGAGGUAGAGGAGGAUUACUGGGUGCUCAGCUCAUAUCCUCCUCUGGUGUCUUGACACAAACUUUUGCCAUUUGAUAGCUUAGUUGUUUGUUUCAAAUUAAACAUUGGUGUUUGUAUCAGAAAAUAGCUCUGCACAGAAAAUGAGGAAUAAAAACAUGAGUAUUUG